GAAUUGUCCAAAAUGCAUCUCUCUCCUUUUCUUUUCUAUGAUGUAUAGUCCAUAGUGGUACUUUAUCGUUUCUGAAGCAAUGUUUGUGUUAUGUUACAUUUCGGUCUUUUGUAUCACUAUUCUUCAUUCUGUGACGGCCUUUGCUGAACCUCAGUACCCUCUUUUCACAUCUUUGGAGGCUAUCAAUUCUCACAACGCAGAAGGGAAAUUGAACUUCUCUUCAUCAGCACCUCAUUAUUUUGCAUCAGUCUACGGACUUCUUCAACAAUGGCCAAAUACAUUCUUUCCGAGUGGGCAUAGUAUUGUGCCGUGUGAGAUACCCCCUCUCACAAAAGUGUACCAUGGCCGGAGAGAUGGCGAAUCUCUACCUGAAAGUCCAGAAUGGGUUUCUUUCGACAUUGAAAUGGCCUAUGGGAUUAUGGGUUCUACAAGAAAUUCCCAUCUUCUCACAUUUCAGACUACUCGCACAGCAAGAUGCGUUUAUUUUGACGGAGAAUCCGCUACACUCAUGGGAAAAGGUCGAAUGGAUACACAAAUGCUCCACAUCUACGGCAAUGUAACUGGCCCAGAUCCUAAUGGACACUUUGGACCAGGCUUGGUACAAGAGUAUGAUAGGGCAAAAGGCCUCUGCUCCUGGGUUCGCGAACGAGGUCUCGGUGGAAGAGGUUGGGGAGUUGAAGGAUUUGUGAGAAUGAAUGCUGGAUUCGAGAUGAUCUGGUGUGAUUUUGAGAGCGAAACCUUAAGAUUAGUGGAGCAUUUGAAUGUUACAGCUCCUUUACUCCCCCCAAACGCACCAGAGAAUAUAUAUGAACAGAAAGAAGCGGAUCUCACAUCCUACCUUCCACUACCAUCUAGAACAACUCGGCCGCCGCAAUCUACAUCUACAAAGAACCCCACUGAAAAUAAUCCUGCCAUGCCACCAAACUUCAGACAUGAUUCUGAGAGAGAACCGUUUCUUCGAAGUCAAGGCUGGGGUUGGUUCACGAGCGCCUCUGCUCAUUACGGAUCUUCUGGACAAGGACCCGGACUGGGCGAAAACAGAGUCAAACUGUUAACAUGUGGAAUCCUGAACUAUUACUCUCCCAAAUUUGAGAGUCAAGCAAAGGCGCGAAGUUUAGUAGAGAGGGAGACAUUGAACUUGACAAGUGAAGGGUUCUGGAGAGCUGAUCUGGAGGACGAAAACGCAAGAAUGACUGCGUUGAACGCUUUGAUGCGAAGGAGAAGAUCUCAUAAUUUAGACGAUAUCAGUACAGAUGAAGCAGCAAUGAUGAAAGUGGACUCGGAAAAAGUUCUCGAGAAUCUUCUCAGCCAAUCUUCGCAUUGUACCGGUAUUGACUGGACAACUAUGACCAACGGAAUUGUUCAAACCUACGCUUCUCCACUAGCUCAACUUCUUCAAACGCUGCAGACUUAUUCGUCAGUUCCGCCUACCAAUAAAUCAGUAGAAAGAAAAUGGAUCACAUCCAUUCGGGACCAGACUCACUCCUUUCUUCUUCCCUUCCUCGAAUAUCCGUCUCCCAAAGAGAACCCUUCAAUCUGGAAACGAGACUCCAAUCUCUUCCAAAUCACCCAUUCUCGCUGUCACUACCACCACACACGGCUUCUCUCUCCUUCCUUGGGUAUCUACCUAUCACCCGAAGAAAAGUCUCUCAAGUGGGCCGUCGAAGAAACCCAAGCCGGAAUCUGCAAUAUCCUAAUCGAUAUUGGAUUUUCCAUUGAAAAUAUCUGGAACUCAACCUUUCAACAACCUUCUCCAAACUCAAAAGACGCAUCCAUUUCCUCUAGUGAAAAUAAAAAAGAAACCCUCCGCUGGAUCCACGGUAUCCAAGAACUAAUGGCCUGGCUGGGCUGGGCCGGUGAAUGGACCAGCUGUGAAAAGAAAUGUGCAGCGGAUGAAAAAUGCUAUAUCCCCAUGUGGCCUAUGUUAGGGAGAGGUAAUGGACCGAUUCGACAUCCGCCGCCUGGACAUCGAUAUGGAGAUCGACCUGAGCCAGACGAUGGAUAUCAUCGGCCGCCUGGUAGAGGAGAUGAUAGACCAGGUGGAUAUCGGCCCGGAAGACCUGGAUGGGGAAUUGACGAGACGGAUUUGUGGAAACCGAGAUGUGUGGGUGUUAAUUAUAUUAUGGGGGAUCUGAGAUAGUGGAACGGUCGCAGAGAGGAUGUAAAUUGUUUAUCUUUAUAUAUCUAUUUCUUGCGCUUGCAUAAAUACCAUAUUCGAUGAAAGAUGAACGAGAAAGAGGAUGAAUUCUGAAAGGUUCGGUAAUCCAGAGGUUCAGAAAGUAUAUACAUGCCAUGCUGAUGCGAUUCAUAUCUCACUACUCGGAACUUAUCAUCCCCUGUAAACCAAACCAUACCAUCAUCUGCUUCACUACCAACUAAACCCUACCUCAACUCGGCUGUACAUCAAAUAGUGAAUAUCUCUCUUUAAUAAAUCCAUA
Molecule: messenger RNA, 2438 nt
Organism: Botrytis cinerea B05.10
Lineage: Eukaryota; Fungi; Ascomycota; Leotiomycetes; Helotiales; Sclerotiniaceae
Exons: 2
Coding region: 80-2140 (686 amino acids)
Source: RefSeq, a predicted model, not a curated record